AUGUCGUCAUCUUAUUCACUUGAUAAGAUCAACCCGAAAUUAUUACGUCGUAUUUACCGAGCAUGCAGACCAUCCAAUGAUGAGCCCAAUUUGGCCCUCAAUUUAGAGAUUUGUGAUUAUGUUAAUGCUAAAAAGGGGUCUGCACCUAGAGAUGCAGCCAUUGCAGUAGUUAAAUUGAUUAGUCAAAGGGAUCCACAAACUUCGGAAUUGGCUUUAGCGUUAUUGGACAAUUUAGUCAAAAAUUGUGGUUACCCUUUUCAUUUGCAAAUAUCAAGAAAAGAGUUUUUAAAUGAAUUGGUAAAAAGGUUCCCCGAGAGACCUACAUUGAGAUACUCGCGUGUGCAACGUUUGAUUUUAGCACAGAUUGAGGAAUGGUAUCAAACUAUUUGUCGUACUUCUAAAUACAAGGAUGAUUUUACUUAUAUUAGGGAUAUGCAUAGAUUAUUGGCUAACAAGGGGUAUGUUUUUCCCGAGGUUAAAGUCGAAGAUAUUGCCGUGUUGAAUCCAGGUGACAAUUUGAAAUCGUUAGAGGAUAUUCAAAAGGAAGAAGCAGAGGUGCAUUCGGCUAAAUUGCAAGAAUUGAUUAGACGAGGAAGACCUCAAGACUUGCAAGAGGCUAAUAAAUUGAUGAAAAUUAUGGCUGGGUUCAAAGAUGACAAUGUCAAGGAAAACAAGAAACAAUUGAAGGAUGAUAUAGUCAGAUUGGGUAGAAAAGUUGAGAUUUUGGGUGAAAUGUUGCAAUCAAUUGAAAGCUCGGGUGAUAAAAUUGGCGAUGAUUCUGAUGAAGCUUUGCUUGAGUUGUACAGUUCAGUGAAAAGCUCACAACCUAUAAUAAGCAAAAUAAUAGAUCAAGAAGGCGAAGAGGGCGAUGAAGAGGUCAAUAAUCUCUUAGCCUUGAACGACAAUGUCAACAAAGUGAUACAAAAGUACCAAUUGUUAAAGGGUGGCAAAGUAGAAGAAGCAAGCAAACUCAACAUCUCUGGAGGAGCUGGAGCAGCAGCUGAUUUGAAUUUGAUCGAUUUUGAUGAUGAACCAGAGGAUGUUAAUGCAAGUAAGGAACAAGGAUACAACGAUUUACUAAGCGAUUUAUCCAACUUGACUUUUGGCGACAAUACUGGCAGUAAAUUGACCAACGGAAACAAGGUGAAUCCAUUGAAUUUGUACGGAGCUGGGGGUUCGAUAUCAUUGGGCGGAAACACAACACAAUUGCACCAACCUACGCCAACGACUCAAUCAAGCUCUUCUAACUUUGACUUGUUGAGUGAUUUGAAUUCGCCAUCACCACAAUUGCAGUCAAAUUUAGGUGUCAACAAACAAGCCCAAGGCUUGGAUCCGUUUGGAUUUGAUUUUCCAAGUACUACUCCUUCAAACUUGCAAAAGCAACCAGGAUCUCGCAGUUUCAUCAAUACUAUUAACGUUAACCAAUCUAGUGGUUCUUCAACUAACCUCAAGAUUGAAGUCGGGGUAUUGCAAGCAUCAGCUUCAUCGUUCAAGGGGUCCGUUUUGGUCUCAAAUGUCCAAUCUCAAACAAUUUCUCAGGUCAAAUUUAUGCUUGCGGUUCCUAAAUCAUGCAAACUUAAUUUACAACCUCAAUCCGCCGAUUCGAUCAAUGGAUUGACCAAUGAGGGCAUUACACAAGAUUUCACAAUUGAAAAUCCUCAAGAGAAACAAUUGAAAAUUAAAUGGAAGGUUGAAUACAAAGUUGGCAAUGAGUUGAAAGACGAUACAGGUGUGACUAUCUUAAAGUAG
This is a messenger RNA of Lodderomyces orthopsilosis Co 90-125, 1749 nucleotides long. It is a transcript of the gene GGA2, whose product is annotated as phosphatidylinositol 4-phosphate-binding protein. Gene Ontology annotation, molecular function: ubiquitin binding; phosphatidylinositol binding. Gene Ontology annotation, biological process: protein transport to vacuole involved in ubiquitin-dependent protein catabolic process via the multivesicular body sorting pathway; Golgi to vacuole transport; Golgi to endosome transport. NCBI's taxonomy places the organism in Eukaryota, Fungi, Ascomycota, Pichiomycetes, Serinales, Debaryomycetaceae. Gene Ontology annotation, cellular component: trans-Golgi network. The record is from RefSeq and is a predicted model, not a curated record. The transcript has a single exon. The coding region runs from base 1 to 1749 and encodes 582 amino acids.